UGUAGUUUUUUUUUCUCUCUCCAAAACAUCGGUUCAACAUGGCGUCGAAUGCGAAUGCUAGCGAAUAUUUCGUGAGAGAAAUUGAGAACAACGACGGUUGCACUCUGAAGGUGAAGCAGUGUUAUGUCGGGGACGUCGGCUGUGUAGUUUGGGAUGCAGCAAUUGUCCUAGCGAAAUAUUUAGAAACCAAACAAUUUUAUGACCCGCCGUCAGGAGUCAACGUGUGGUCUGGCAGGCGUGUUGUUGAGCUGGGAGCUGGGACAGGAGUUGUUGGUUUGAUGGCAGCAACACUCGGAGCACAAGUUAUUGUCACAGACCUGGAGGAACUUCAGAAACUCCUGAAAGUGAAUAUAAAAGACAACCAAGCCCUUGUUAGUCGUGGAUCUAUAACUGCCAAGGUACUAAAAUGGGGAGGUGAUGUGUCCGAGUUCCUGCCUCCCCCUCGUUAUGUCCUCAUGGCAGAUUGCAUCUAUUAUGAGCAGUCAAUCGUUCCUCUGGUUGAGAGCCUGAAACUGCUUUCAGGACCAGAGACUUGCAUUAUCUGCUGCUAUGAGAAACGCACCGAAGGAGUCAAUCCAGAAGUAGAAAGGAAGUUUUUUGAGUUGCUGCAACAAACCUUUAUCUGUGAGAAAAUCCCCUCUGACAAACAAGAUCCAGAGUUUAGCAGUCCAGACAUUCACAUUCUGCAUAUCUGUAAAAAAUGUUAAUUUUUCAAUCAUCUUUUUUUUUCCUUUUUCUUUUGUGGGAUCUUCAUAAUGCCACAAAAACACAAAAAAUGGCAUUUUUACAUAUGAAAUACAACUGUUUUAUAAUGUUGUGAAUUGAUACCUAUUAUGCAUAAAUAUUGUUUACCUUUUAUGAUUUUGUUUAGGUUAUUUCUAUUUAAAAUGCAAAAACAUUUGAAAACCAUUAACAAGGCUUUUGAAUUUUGACAUUUCCUAUUUUGAGCACUAGAUGGCAAUAUUUAUUUAAAACCUAUUUGACAUAAAUACACUUACUGGUAAGUAAAAAGCUUUUUACUUUAUUUCAUGAUCAAAAUCGCAUUAUUCAAGAUGAUGUCAGGCAAAGCAGAAAACAUAAUGUAUUUAUGUGUCACUCAUUUGUUUAUGGUACUCACCAGGUUUUAAUAAUUAAAGAAACUACUGCAUGCUGGCCUGUGCCUGUAACGUGUGGGGAAUUCCAUUCAAAGCCCCAGAUUAAGAGGACGAUUAUAGCUCUUUUUGGAGCAUAAAACCGUUAAGUACUCCCACAGGCAUGCAGAGGCCCCUCACAGCCCUUCAUGUUGCCUUCUGUUUACACAGUGGAGCUGUAGCAUAAUGUGCAGAACUGCCUCCAGAACUCAAACAAAACAAAACAAAAAAAGGCAUCAUUAAGGCCAAAAUUUACAGGGUGGAUCGUAGUAUUACCAUUAAUUGCACUAUUUUCUCUUUUAAGAAGAGAACGUGUUCAAAAUUUGACCAAGUGUUGGUGAAAAUGAUCCAUCCUUCCUUAUUGAGACUUGAUCUGAGCGCUAAGCUGCUGUGACAAGAAUAUCUAUUUUAUUGUUUAGUUAAGAAGAAAUGACAAAAGUGCAAAAGGUGUAGUUUUGAGUAAGGGAUUACAAUCAAGGUGAAUAUCCUGAAAACAUACAUGUCUAAACUCUAUCAACUCAAUAUAAACUACACCUUAACUGACUUUAAGUUGAGUUAAGUUAAGUUGUGCUUAAUGUUCCACUUCAGUCAUCUUUUGACCUAUUUUAAAGGUUCCAGUGGUCUUUUCAUUUUUAUUAUGCCAUUUUUAGGCAAAAACAAAAGACCUGUGUUGUUUUCUGGGACAUAGUUUCAGAGUGGGUCUUUAAAACAACUCUUGUUUUCUUACUAACUGUCUUAAUUAACCAAGAUGUUCUUACAGUAAAAGUCCCAUCAAUUAUCGUAUA
This is a messenger RNA of Oryzias latipes (Japanese medaka), 1915 nucleotides long. It is a transcript of the gene vcpkmt, whose product is annotated as valosin containing protein lysine (K) methyltransferase. NCBI's taxonomy places the organism in Eukaryota, Metazoa, Chordata, Actinopteri, Beloniformes, Adrianichthyidae. The record is from RefSeq and is a predicted model, not a curated record. Gene Ontology annotation, cellular component: cytosol; protein-containing complex. Gene Ontology annotation, biological process: peptidyl-lysine trimethylation.